Messenger RNA from Papilio polytes (common Mormon), 2701 nucleotides. RefSeq lists its product as uncharacterized. NCBI's taxonomy places the organism in Eukaryota, Metazoa, Arthropoda, Insecta, Lepidoptera, Papilionidae. The record is from RefSeq and is a predicted model, not a curated record. The transcript has 6 exons. The coding region runs from base 147 to 1016 and encodes 289 amino acids. Gene Ontology annotation, cellular component: mitochondrion.
UUUGACAUUGACAUUUCACAUAUUUGACAGCAGUGUGAACCGUAUAAUCUUUCAAUGAAAUGUUAUAAAUGAGUAUGAUCUCAAAGAAACUGUGAGCUGUUUGCAUUUGAUUGUUUACACUUAAAGUUUGGCUCAUCUUAUACAAAAUGAAGUCAAUACAUGCAAUGAAAAGGUUUUGUGAUACAUCAAUGUUUUAUUUCAACACUUGUUGUCAUAAAAGACUAUUGAAACUUCAAGUACGUCACAGUGUUACAGUGGGAACUUUGAAAUUUAAAAAAGUAGUUCCAGACAUAGUUAAUAUCCGUAAUUUGGGCUUAGGACCAACUUCGAAGGAUUUCGAGGAACCCACACAAAUAUCUGGUCCUCUAACAAAAGUUCACGCCACAGAACUUGUCCUACAUUUGAACGACGAAGAGAGGAAGGUACUAUUUAAUGCGUUACAGGAAUAUGAAUCAAAUCGUAUCAAAGAAGAAUUUGAAGAUAAAUUAGCUGGUCAAAGAUGGAGGAGUAAGCUCGGCAGACCUAGUAAAGUACCGACGCUAGGAGAUGUGGACCCUACUGGAACGUAUUGCCCUGUUCCUGAAGAUUGGCUGAAAAAGAAAUAUGCGGCCUCAGUACCAAAACCAACAACUAAGGAACUUAUGCACUUGUCUCUGGCAAACUCUAUACCUUUUAUUGGCUUUGGAUUUUUGGAUAAUUUCAUCAUGAUUAUUGCUGGCGACAGUAUAGAAAGCAGUAUGAGUGCAUACAUAACGUUGUCGACGAUGGCGGCGGCGGCGCUGGGCAACACCUUCAGCGACGUGAUCGGCAUCGGCUCCUCCUACUACGUGGAGCGUGCCGCCGCACUGCUCGGCUUCGGCGCGCCCGCGCUCUCCCCCGUGCAGCUCGACAUGCCUGUCAGCCGCCGCUUCGCCAACAUGGGCCGAGUGCUGGGCAUCACGCUGGGCUGCUUCCUCGGCAUGACGCCGCUCCUUUUCAAGGAUGAUGAAAAGAAGUCGGACACUAAAGAUAAGUAAAUGUAUAACUAGUAAUGGUGCCUUCUAUCUGCCACUCUCAGAUAACUUGUUUAGUGUUGGCUCUAAACUUUCAGGAAUUAAUUUUCAUUUGCAACUGUUUUGAGUUACAAAUUUAAAAAAAUUAAGUAGAAUUUUUAUAACGAUAAGUAUAACUUUGAAAUAAUAUUUUAAACAUGUUUAUAAUUGUUGUGUUAUGUUUAAAUGCUACAAUUUAUUCAGCGUUUUUUUAUAUUGCGUUAUUUUAUAAUGCAACGGAAGAUUAUUUAAUAAUACUCUACACAUAAAAUUAGGUUAAGUGUCUAUUUCCAAUUGCACAAAGUAAAUGAUUUGAUCUUAAUUAGAAGCACAAGAAUUAGGUCUUAAUAAAUAUGAAGAUUCAAAUAUUGAAGUUGUAAUGAACAUUUUGUAAAUAAAUCUAUGAACUAUUUUCUAACAUAUGAAGUUUUGACGGUUUUUUAGAGGAUUUUUUUCUAUACAUUAUAUCACUUUUAUCUGAUAGAUAUAGGUAUAGUUAAUUAAAAUUGCCUUAAAAUAUACUGCACGGUAUUUUGCAUUUGCAUAGUCUGCACUCUGACAACCAUGUCUCAAUGUUUAGGGUUGAAAUUUAAACAUAUAUGUCGGAGUUGGGUCUUUCUCCCCGACAUCAUUGCUACCGAGUCUUGGUUUCGUGGGCGUCAUUUGGGUGAAGUGCGAGCAUCAAAACACUAGAGGCACGGAUUAACACAAUAUAUUUCGGAAUCUACACUUAUCACAUAGCAAAUCAACAACACCGACCGAGCAGCGGGUUCGUGGCACCGUUCGUACUUCUACUACACUACUUUCCUCAAUCGACUCGCCACUUUGCCAACACGCACCACAACAUGUCACUACAAACGUCGCCCUCUAAGCACUGAACUGCGCCUCGACCCCGCACGAGCUAAUAAAGACCACUUGCUCUGCUCUCAUUGGUCGUAUGUAAGUUGACGUACUUGUAAUUUUAAAAAGAACUAAAUACAAAGACAUCGAGUUUCUACUUUCGAGAAAAAGGAAUUAAAUUAAUAAUUUUAUCUUAAACAAUAUUAAAACGCAAGACAACAACGUUUGUUACACAUAAAGCAACAGUCAAUUUAUAGCUUCCUGCGACAUAUAUGUUAAAUGUUAAUUUAAUUAACUUUGAAUUAAUGUGGUCAUUGUUGUAGAGUCCAUUCUUAUGUUUGAAAUAUAGCCCUAAACAUACCAUAAGAAAAUAAUCAACUUUUGGAACACUUUUUUCAAUUAUUAAGCAAAAUAGUAUUGACAUUUAAAACUGAUUUUUUUUAUUUAUGUAGGAUUUAGUUUAUUUUAGUGAUUGAAAUGAGUAUAAUAGUAAAUUAUUAAUGCAUUUUUGAUACAAUAUUAAUUCAAUGUAAUAGCAACACUACUGCAAACUAAUCGAGAUGGUGACAGUAAAGUAAAGCAGUAAUGAGGCUAGAUUGUUUUUAUACCUUUUAUUUUAAGGUUUGAUAAAGAAAUUAAACUGUAAAAUAUGCACAGUAUGUUUUGAAUGAUUCUGUUACAUUGUCAAGUAGCUAGGAAUUUUCAAAUGAAUUAUUUAUAAUGCAACUAAUUAUAAUAGUAGGGCAUUAAGCUAUUAUCAACUGAAGAUAACUAGUCAGUUAAAAUCUUUUUUUGUACAUAAUUAUAAAACAAAUCUUAAUUCUUUUAUA